Molecule: messenger RNA, 366 nt
Organism: Ambispora leptoticha
Lineage: Eukaryota; Fungi; Glomeromycota; Glomeromycetes; Archaeosporales; Ambisporaceae
Source: the annotation of a GenBank genome assembly
AUGUUAGGACUUAAUGACGCAGCCUGUCAUGCUUUCAACGCAGAGUGGUGUCUUGAUCUCCAUGGUUUUCUUAAUCGCGACGAGUUCAACACUCAACUUAAUGAAAUCAACGACUAUACCAAAAAGUAUCCACUAUUGAGCGAAAAAGCAAAGGAUUUUCUUUCACCAUCAAGUUACACCUUCUAUAAUCAUCGAAGUCUGCAAUUUUAUCGGAUACUGGGCGGCAAGAAUGAGAAGAGUAUCAAAGGGCGAGCCACACCAAAAUAUGCCGAGCAUGCAGAGAUAGCACUUGAAAUUCAUGACGCCCUCUCUGAUCUUACCGCUAAUACCGUCCGUGUGAAAAUUGCGGCGGACGCCAUUUCUUAG